AUGUUCACGUUCGUCUGCUUGGAUAGACUCGAGGAAGCCAUGUCCAGCUGUGCUUAUUUGGUCGAUAGAAUGGCAGACACCUUUUUCGAAUUAGUUACCAUUAACGUUUUACUUCUUUCUUUCUUUUUUAGUAAUCUUAUUUUGAUCAAGGCCCAAAAAAUAAUUUCAGAUUCAUUCUUCAAUUUUAUUAUCCAUUUUGUCAGUCUGUUAACCUCUUCGGCUGUAUAUCGUAUAAUUCCGUCCUUUCUUAAAUUCCUAUCUUUCACACUCUCCCGCAUACAGAUAUAUACACACUAUCUCUCUAUCUCUCUAUCUAUCUCUAUCUCUCUAUCUAUCUCUAUCUCUCUAUCUUCAUAUCUAUUUAUUAACUUUUUCUUACAAUCUCACUUCGUUUUUCUUUUUCCUUCCUUAUUUCUUUGUUCUAGUCUGUUCAUAUCCCUUCGCCUCUUACUCGUCGUUCAUUCCAAUUGUUAUAUCCGGGCGUGUCUGAGAAUAUGUACUUUUCGCUUAUUAUUUAAUCUUUUCUUUCUUUUUUUUUUUCCAUUUUCUUUAUUAUAUUCUUUUUUUUUUUCUUUCUUUAUAUUAUCCCUCUUUUUUAUUUUGCUUUCUUUUUCUUUACUCCUCUUUCUAAUCUUUUUUCUUUUCUUUUUCUUGAAUCUAUUCCUCUUUUCGUUUUUCUUUCUUCUUCUUUAUUAUACGCCUCUUUCUAAUCUUUUAUUUCUUUCUUUUUUCAAUCCCUUUUUUAUUUUCUCUUUAUUAUACGCCUCUUUCUAUUUUUUUAUUUCUUUAUAUAAUAUAUUUUUAAUUUUUUCUUUUUUCUUUCUUUUUCUUUGUUCAAUCCCUCUUUUUAUUUUUCUUUAUUUUUCUUUAUUAUACGCCUCUUUUUAUCAUUUCUUUCCUGCUUCUAUUACCUGUAAAUACAAUUUUCGAAAUAUUAUUGUUUCUUUAUAUUAA
This is a messenger RNA of Acanthosepion pharaonis, 954 nucleotides long. Lineage: Eukaryota; Metazoa; Mollusca; Cephalopoda; Sepiida; Sepiidae. The record is from the annotation of a GenBank genome assembly.